Panonychus citri (citrus red mite) is the source of this 1132-nucleotide messenger RNA. RefSeq lists its product as uncharacterized. The record is from RefSeq and is a predicted model, not a curated record. The transcript is spliced from 2 exons. NCBI's taxonomy places the organism in Eukaryota, Metazoa, Arthropoda, Arachnida, Trombidiformes, Tetranychidae. The coding region runs from base 1 to 1050 and encodes 349 amino acids.
AUGUUUUCCUCUUGUUUCAUAUUUAUCAUUCUAAUUGUGAUCAACUAUUCGAGAUGGACAAAAGAAUCAACCGUUGAAUCAGAUGAAAUUAAGAAUUCAUUUUUAUGGACAAUUCAUUUGGAUUCAACGAAAGGAUUAAUUCGUGGACCUCAAAGGAUUAACGAAACAGUUCUUGAUGUGCAAUUGGAAAUAUGUUCGUGUUCAUCCGAUGGAUUAAAUCAAGAAAAUGGUUCCAACGAACGAGAUUCAUAUUGUUCGGUAAUUUGUGAUUAUAAAGACAAAAAUCGUUCAUUUGAAAGAAGGAGCUCGAAAAAGGUGAGAAUCGCAGUUGUCUCUUUCGUCGUUGACGAAAAUUAUUUCGACGAUGAAAGUCUGAGCGUUUAUGAGAAGACAUUAAGACAAAGUUUCGAUUGUAUUGAAUCUGGAAGUUGUCAAGAUAUUGAGUCGAUGGAGGAAACAGAUUAUGAUGAAUCGCUCAAUCAUUUGCUGGUCAAACGAAAAACUGAUCAGGAUUCUCAUAAAAAUGGCGAUAAAUUGACAAAAAAUCGAAAAGGGAAAAAACAUAAAACCCAUUCAGCGAAACACAAUAAUUCUAAACAUGCUCAUAGUGGAGCACCGACUCUUCGCACGAUUGUUCCUGAUCCUCCGAUAAAACCGAUAGAUAAAAAUCCAUUCGAAGAUGCACAAGUUCAAUUACGAACUUUUCAAAGCAAUCCAGCAGUUUGUUUCAUGUUCGCUUGUCCAAGCCAAUCGACAAUUCAUAAUGAUUAUAAUCACAGCGAUGAACACGAAGAAGAGCCAAUAUAUGAGCAGAAAAUGGCGACAAAAACACCAACAGUGGUCACAGAAAGUUCACAUGUUACAAGUACUACAAUAGCAGCAACUACACCGACGACAACAACGACAAAACCUGAGCUAUCGUCAUCAACAAAACCCGUUGAAGUUUCAACAGUGAGAGUAAGAAAUACACCGAAAGGAUAUCCUUUUGCGAAUCGCUCCAAACCUCGAAAUAAAACCAAAUCGGGCAAAGAGAGCGAGCAAACAUAUUGACACUUCGAAGUCCAUUUAUUGAUGAUUGAAAAUACUUGAAAGUUGUAUAAAUGUCUAAAGUCAGAAAGUCAUUAAAGUUGAA